Aspergillus ibericus CBS 121593 is the source of this 1177-nucleotide messenger RNA. Its product is annotated as aldo/keto reductase. Bases 174 to 1133 code for a protein of 319 amino acids. The record is from RefSeq and is a predicted model, not a curated record. Gene Ontology annotation, cellular component: cytosol. NCBI's taxonomy places the organism in Eukaryota, Fungi, Ascomycota, Eurotiomycetes, Eurotiales, Aspergillaceae. Gene Ontology annotation, molecular function: D-xylose reductase (NADPH) activity. Gene Ontology annotation, biological process: D-xylose catabolic process. The transcript has 3 exons.
CCUCAUACAGCCGCCACGCUUCAUUUAGCCUCCAGUGGAUACGCGAUGGAUUUAAGUUCGUGAUACAUGGCCGAGGGGUAGUCGUGCCCCUCUUAACCCCCUUCUCCCUUCAUCCCCUGAUCCUGAUCUCCCCUGUACCUGACUCCCUGUUACCUGACUUCAACUCCAUCACAAUGGCCUCCCCUACCGUAAAGCUAAACAGCGGCUACGACAUGCCCCUUGUGGGCUUUGGUCUGUGGAAGGUGAACAACGACACCUGCGCCGACCAGAUCUACCACGCCAUCAAAGAGGGAUACCGUCUGUUCGACGGCGCCUGCGACUACGGCAACGAAGUCGAAGCCGGCCAAGGUGUUGCCCGGGCUAUUAAGGAGGGCAUCGUGAAGCGCGAGGAGCUCUUCAUCGUCUCCAAGCUCUGGAACAGCUUCCACGACGGCGACCGCGUCGAGCCCAUCUGUCGCAAACAGCUCGCUGACUGGGGCAUCGACUACUUCGAUCUGUACAUCGUGCACUUCCCCAUCUCCCUGAAAUACGUCGACCCGGCCGUCCGCUACCCGCCGGGCUGGAUGUCCGAGUCCAAUAAGUUGGAAUUCGGCACGGCCACGAUCCAGGAAACCUGGACGGCGAUGGAGUCGCUGGUGGAUCAGAAGCUGGCGCGCAGUAUUGGCAUUAGUAACUUUAGUGCGCAGCUGGUGAUGGAUCUCCUCCGGUAUGCGCGCAUCCGCCCCGCCACGCUGCAGAUCGAGCAUCAUCCGUACUUGACGCAGACGAGACUGGUGGAGUAUGCCCAGAAGGAGGGCUUGACGGUGACGGCGUAUAGUUCGUUUGGGCCGUUGAGUUUCUUGGAGUUGGAUGUCAAGAAUGCGGUGGAUACGCCGCCGUUGUUUGAGCAUGGGCUUGUCCAGGGGUUGGCGGAGAAGUAUGGACGCACCCCGGCGCAGGUGUUGUUGCGGUGGGCGACGCAGCGGGGCAUUGCGGUCAUUCCGAAGAGUAAUAAUCCGGAACGCUUGAGACAGAAUCUGGAUGUCACGGGGUGGGAUUUGGAGCAGGAUGAGGUGGAGGCUAUUGGUGCGUUGGAUCGGGGAUUGCGGUUUAAUGAUCCUCUGGGGUACGGCCUCUACGCUCCUAUCUUUUAGACGAUGUUACCCCAUGUAUCUCACGAAUGAUGCUUCCAACCCAU